AUGGCCCUGCACACCCCUAUGGGGACCAUAGCCCCCGACACCGCACCUACUGAUGGGGACCCCUCCCCCACACACCCCUAUGGGGGGGCGGCAGCGCCGCGGCGGACCCCCAAACCGGGCAAGGAGCUCCUCAACCAGACGCUGGCGGGCCCGGGAGCUGCCGCCCCCACGGCGCUGCCCGGGCGCGGCAAGGGGGCGGGUGGCGGCAGGACGCCCUCCGGCGGCGGGGGAGGCGGCGGGGGCACGGCCCCGGCCCACGAAACCUGCUGGGGGUACUACGACGUGAGCGGGCAGUGGGACAAGGAGUUCGAGUGCAACAACAGCCUGACGGGCUUCCGCUACUGCUGCGGCACCUGCUUCUACCGCUUCUGCUGCAACAAGCGCGCCGAGAAGCUCAACCAGAGCCUGUGCCGUAACUACAAAAGCCCCGAGUGGGCCCACCCCACCACCGCCAGCGGCGCGCUGCCCGCCGACGGCAGCAACGGCGCCGACGGGGACGCCAACAAGUACGACCCGGACAAGGACAGCACCAACGCCACCGUCUACAUCUCGUGCGGGGCCAUUGCCUUCGUGCUCAUCGCCGGCGUCUUCGCUAAGGUGGCCUACGACAAGGCGCGGCGCCCGCCCCGGGAGAUGAAUAUACACAGGGCUCUGGCUGACAUCUUAAGGCAGCAGGGACCAAUCCCAAUAGCACACUGUGAAAGAGAGACUAUCUCGGCCAUAGAUACCUCCCCUAAAGAAAACACCCCAGUCAGGACAUCGUCCAAAAACCAUUACACCCCUGUGCGCACCUCCAAAAGCAACCCAGGUCACUAUGGAAAGGAUAUUUAUCGAAGUGGAGGGCCAGAUCUUCAUAAUUUCAUCUCCUCCGGGUUUGUCACAUUAGGAAGAGGACACACGAAGGAUGACCAAGAACAAAAUUAUAAUCACCUGAUACUAAACAGUGCCACCCAGACACCUACACAUGACAAGCCGCGAAUGAACAACAUCCUCACUUCUGCCACCGAACCCUACGAUCUGUCCUUCUCCCGGUCCUUCCAGAACCUCUCUCACCUCCCACCAUCCUACGAGUCUGCUGUCAAGACAAACCCAAGUAAAUAUUCUUCUCUGAAGAGACUAACUGACAAAGAGGCUGAUGAAUACUACAUGAGGAGGAGACACCUGCCCGACCUGGCAGCCCGGGGCACACUCCCUAUCAACGUCAUCAAAAUGUCUCAACAGACCAACCACAGGGACAGGCCUCGCCGUCCCAUCAGGGCCAUGUCCCAGGACAGAGUGCUGUCUCCUGAGAGGAUCAUGCCCGAGGAGUUUAGCAUGUCCUAUGAACGGAUCCUCUCAGACGAGCAGCUUCUGUCCGCAGAGCGCCUCCACUCCCAAGACCCCCUGCUCUCCCCAGAGCGGUCGGGGUACCCCGAGCAGUCUAUGUCGCGGGCAUUGUCACACACAGACGUCUUUGUAUCAACACCCGUCUUGGAUCGCUACAGGAUGACAAAAAUGCACUCCCAUCCUAGUGCCUCAAAUAACUUGUACAAUACCUUAGGUAUGAACCCAACCUCUGCCAAGCGCCAGGCGUUCGCCUCCCGACGAACGCACACGGUAGAACAACUGCAUUAUAUUCCAGGACACCACCACCACUACCGCACAGCGAGCAAAACAGAGGUGACUGUUUGAUAUGACCUCGUGCAUUGUAGAUACUCAUUAAGGACUUGGGUGGCCACAGCACCCCAUACUGCAGUGGCCUUAUAGGCCAAGAUAACCUCUAAUAACUCAGUGUCUGAAAAGACUUCUCUGACAGUCCCAUCCACGUUGUUGUUUUUAAAGCCACCCCUUCAUUGGUGACGUAAGAAGAACCCAAGCAAGCAAAACAGAUGACAGUGAGGGAUAAUAGAGGAAAUUUCCUGACAUGUAUCAGUUUCUGUCAAAGAAAGCCAUAGUAGUAGAUGGCUCCUUCCAAGGGCUCACCUUCAUCAUCUCAUUGUUUUUAUGAAUUCAGGACUUUUCAGUUGCAACAAGCAGAAGCAGUCUCAAGCAGCCCAAGACAGGGAGGAGGAAAUGCAGCACCCCAUCCUGGUAGGAAGGGGUCCCGUGCUCACUCCUCAUGCCAACCCUCACGUUUGGCCUUUCUGUGGCAAGUACGUAAGCUUCUGGCUGCUGGGGAUCACCUCCAGACUGCUCAAGAUCAGCCAGCACCUAUACAUCUGUUCUUCCUCACCCUUGGAGCAAAUUCAAGGGCAGACUUUCCUAGGGGACUGCCAGAUCUAGGGGCAAGAAUAGCGUGGCUGAGAAAUAAAAUUUUAGUUUAUAUUAAAUAUACUCAUAAGAUAAAAAUAUACUAGUGCCUACAAAUCGCCUGCUCUCUCAGUGUAGGAAGUAGUGGGGUUGAUGUGUUCAAUAAGCACAAAUAUGCUGAAAUGCUUGUUAGACCCUUUUCUCCACUCAUGCUAGUAUCCUGGUGUCUCCAGCAUGUAAAUAGGAAGGAGGAAUAGGAUUUCUCUUCCUCCAGCUUCUUCCCACUGCUGAACCUAAAGCACCAGAACCCGUUCAGCUUUGCACUGCUGAGCUGUGCUGGGGGAAGUCCUGUCUCCGCUGAGACCCCUGCAAGGCAAGGCUACCACACAUUUCAUCGAGCCUGGAUUUCUCUCCAGAAGUUUAUUUUCCUGAGAGCACUUUCCACUGGCCCACUUCCCAUGUUUCUGAACAUAUUUUCUCCUCUCAGUUACAACCUCAACCUCCGUAUGUAGCAAAUCUUUUUCUAGCCCUUACCAGAAGCACAAAGCUGAGGGUGUCUGUCUACCGAAAAGCAGGUCGGUAACUUUCCAUGAUCUUCUCUCCAUGUAAUGGCCCCCCCCAAAAACCUUCCAAAUUCCAAUUCCACUGAGUACCAAUCCUAACCAUGAAGACAGUUACAUUUCAUGCAUAUAAAAUAUAUAUCCAGCGUAAUUAUAAUAAAUGGGCAUGUUGUAUAUCUGAUAUAAUGCUAAUUAGAUACUGUAUAUUUGUAAAAAUCUUUAAAAUGUAGACUCGUGGGUUCAGAAUUUGUGAGGGUUUUACCUUUGGCUUUCUAGCCAGAUUGGGCUUUGCUUUGAUUUUUUGUUGAUUUUGGUUCUGUUUUUGUUUUUGCCUUGUAUUUGUAUUCCUCUCAAAUUCUGUAGAACUAACUCACACUAGAACAUACUUCUGUGGCCAGCAGAAGGUCUCAGAGGUUUUGAAGGCCAACCAGACGCAAUGCUAGACACUCUCCAGUGCCCAUGGUGUGCACUCAAAGCCCCCACCACAUACCCACACCCAUGGUCCCAGUCCAAACAGUGGGCAUGUUCCCUCUUCUGGGUGAAACGAUGACUGACUUCGGGCUGUAAACUUAUUCCCAUACAGUACUGCUCUCUUCAUGUCCUGCAUUCCCACACUGAGUCUUUUCCUACACGGCUUUUCACGAAACUUUAUUUGAAUUAGCUCUGCCCCUUCUCCCUCCCCUCAAAUACCUCCCACCUCCUGGCCUUAAUGAUGUUCCCAGCUGAAGAUGUUGGUCCUGUAGCAUACUAUGAUUGUCGGUUGCUGUGAGCGUGAGUCUUGUUUGGAGGCUUAUGAUGCAGCACCAGGUUUGCCUGGUGCAGGAUAGGCAGGAGGAGCAUGCUGUUUUCCCCCACGGGAUUUAGAGGUAGGGCCUCAGUGGGGUGGCCAUGUGGUCUUUCCCAGACUCUCCUGGGACUGCUGGAGCUAGUUGAUGAGCUUUCUUCUGCCUCAUCUGAUGGAGACAUGUUCAGAAAGGACUCCACCCAUGAGAAGAACUGGGGCUUUGUUUGACGGAAACUGAGCUGAGAAGGAAUAAGUAAGAGUCUCCCUGGUUCAAGUAGUUGUUACCAUGCAGCCUUGGGCAAAACCAUUCCAGGCAACAACCAGAAUUAUCGAUGGAUCAGGGUGGCAGUUCAUGGCAUGGGGCAGAUGAGAGAGAAAAGGCUCACACCUCAUCUCCUGACCCCUUCCCUUGAUGGACACUUCUCUCCCCUGACUACCUCCAAGCUCCUCAGCUCAGUCACUGGAUAUUCCUUCACAGAAGGCAAUCCCUGCAAAAUAUGUUGCCCGUGCUGACUUUCCCGCAUACUGAAGUUUGUGACUCUUGUGAAGAGCAGAGAAAUGCACAUGGCUGAUGGGCAGGCAGUCCCUGCUGAGGUUCUGGGGCUCUUCCAUUCUCACUUGGCCCAAGCAAAGCCAGGAUCUUCCCCUCUGCAAGCAGGGAGAUGUGAACACUGUGGAAGAGGAGAGCCCACCCUAGAGUCUCCAGGAGUUGAGGUGGCAGAGUGGAGGAGCAGAGGUGACCAUGUGAGGCCACGGGUAGGUGAACACUCCUCUUUUUCUGUUUCCAUAGCUGUAUGUCUCAACCUUUAGUCUUCAUCUAAAUGUUCCAUUUGUGAACCAAGGAACUGCUGGACCAGAUGCAAAUAUGGAAAUUUUUUACUCAAGUAGCCCGCGCAGAUGCUGUGCUCUGUUCUAGGCCAUGUGACCUCAGAGCCUGCUCUUGUUCUGACUGACAAAUGUCACAGGCCCUCUGCUAACUUGUUCUACCUGGGCAAUAAUCCUCCAAAGAAAUCUUAGCCCCAUUUCCUCAUCUUUUCCACUCACUCAACUGUUUCAAGCAGAUGUGUCCCUCAAGAACCAUCAAAAAGCCUUUCUAGGCCAAAACUCUUCAGGGACUGAAACCAACACCAACCACCAACACUGAAAAUUUUCAGCAAAUUUCUUUGGGAGGGCACCAUGCCCUGGAUGACCACAAUUUGUUCCUGGGCACCCUGUGUUCUCAUGGCUUGCUUUGUGUGCUGGAAAGGGCUGUAGCUAAAGCAGUGGCAUUUCAGCAUGCACAGGUGUUCUUAUGUCAUUUUCUCCCUUAUUCCUCAUCCUGAGUGUCUGUCACUGAAAGGACACUUGGUCCAGGACUGGGUGUCACAAUCCACAGCCUGGUCCCUAGCAUUCUGGUUCCCUGUGGUCAACAUGUGAUGAUAAUGAUAUCACUUUCCUAUUCUGCAGAGGCAUUAUGAGGGUUCGUACCAUAAUGUCUAUGAAGUGCUUUGAGACUCUCUCACAACAGACACUGUGGAACAGCAAAACAUUUUUAUUAAUAAUUGUUCGUCACCGCUGUCCUGCCACAUCGCGUCCGAUGUGUUGCAAUCAGUGUCUGUCCAGAAGGAGAGUUCUGGGGUGGGGGAUGCAGUCCCCUGGGAUUCCCAUUGCUCUCCCUCUGGUCAGGGUCCCUCACAGGCCGCAGCUCUAAGGGAUGCUGCUGCCUGCUUUGACCUUUCUGCUUUCUUCUCCUUAUGUCUGAGUCACCACAUCAUUCUGCACUCAGGAGAAAAGCAGGAAGCAGUCACAUUCCUAUGUACAGUAAAAUGUAACCUGCCUUGAUAAUCUAACAUACUCUGAAGAAUUGAUCUGUCUUUUUCUCCAACCCACAGGUGGAAACACACAUCUGUGGAGCGUCCAGUUCCCAGAGUGCAUGUGCAGGGACUGGGGGAGGGUGAUGUAGAAAAGUUUAUAUUAUUUCCUACAAACUGAUAAUUAUUUGCAUUCCCCAAGCUGCAACACAUACUAAUAAGCUGCACUGGAUUUUAUACAACCCUCUCAUUAGUACAGAUAUAUGAUACAUGUAUGUAUAUAUAUAUACACACAAACACAUAUAUAUGCAUACAUACUGUAAAAUGCAAUCAUUAAGUUCUGUACCAAUCUAAGCUUCCAAACUGUAUUGAAUCACUCUUUGAAAUGUGGAAAACUAUUUUUAAUGAACCACACAGAUUACCACAUGGAACAGAAAUUUUGUCAUAAAAUUCUUCUAACCUGUGAAUCGUGUUUUAAGGAAAAAAAAUGAAAUAUUUUUCAAUGUUUUAAUGUUCCUUUUAUAAAUUAUGAUCUGUUACUUGGGGGU
Calidris pugnax (ruff) is the source of this 5911-nucleotide messenger RNA. It is a transcript of the gene SHISA6, whose product is annotated as shisa family member 6. The transcript is spliced from 7 exons. Gene Ontology annotation, cellular component: postsynaptic membrane; postsynaptic density; AMPA glutamate receptor complex. The record is from RefSeq and is a predicted model, not a curated record. Gene Ontology annotation, biological process: regulation of AMPA receptor activity; regulation of short-term neuronal synaptic plasticity. Bases 1 to 1671 code for a protein of 556 amino acids. NCBI's taxonomy places the organism in Eukaryota, Metazoa, Chordata, Aves, Charadriiformes, Scolopacidae.